Messenger RNA from Melozone crissalis (California towhee), 1509 nucleotides. RefSeq names its product RNA binding motif protein 22 (gene RBM22). The record is from RefSeq and is a predicted model, not a curated record. NCBI's taxonomy places the organism in Eukaryota, Metazoa, Chordata, Aves, Passeriformes, Passerellidae. The coding region runs from base 31 to 1293 and encodes 420 amino acids. Gene Ontology annotation, cellular component: U2-type catalytic step 2 spliceosome; Prp19 complex; U2-type catalytic step 1 spliceosome. The transcript is spliced from 11 exons. Gene Ontology annotation, molecular function: U6 snRNA binding; pre-mRNA binding; metal ion binding.
GCCGCCUGCCGGCAGCGGAGCGGGGCCGCCAUGUCCACAUCGCUGGGCUCCAACACGUACAACCGGCAGAACUGGGAGGAUGCGGACUUCCCUAUCCUGUGCCAGACGUGUCUUGGAGAAAAUCCCUACAUUCGGAUGACCAAAGAAAAAUAUGGAAAAGAAUGCAAGAUUUGUGCCAGGCCCUUCACGGUGUUCCGCUGGUGCCCCGGCGUGCGGAUGCGCUUCAAGAAGACAGAAGUGUGCCAGACCUGCAGCAAGCUGAAGAAUGUCUGUCAGACCUGCCUGCUCGACCUGGAGUAUGGUUUGCCUAUCCAAGUCCGGGAUGCAGGACUCUCCCUUAAGGAUGAAAUGCCUAAAUCUGAUGUCAACAAAGAAUACUACACCCAGAACAUGGAGCGAGAGAUAGCCAAUUCUGAUGGCACCAGACCAGUUGGUGCACUAGGAAAAGCUACUUCUACCAGUGACAUGCUGCUGAAGCUGGCCCGAACCACUCCAUACUACAAACGCAACCGUCCUCACAUCUGUUCCUUCUGGGUGAAAGGAGAGUGCAAGAGAGGAGAGGAGUGUCCCUACAGACAUGAGAAACCAACAGAUCCAGAUGAUCCUCUGGCUGACCAGAACAUCAAGGAUCGUUACUAUGGAAUUAAUGAUCCUGUGGCUGACAAACUUCUGAAACGAGCAUCAACCAUGCCUCGUCUAGAUCCUCCUGAGGACAAGACUAUUACUACACUGUAUGUUGGAGGGCUUGGAGAUACCAUCACUGAAUCAGAUCUCAGAAAUCACUUCUACCAGUUUGGGGAGAUCCGGACGAUCACGGUGGUGCAGAGGCAGCAAUGUGCUUUCAUCCAGUUUGCCACCAGGCAGGCUGCAGAGGUGGCUGCUGAGAAAUCCUUCAACAAACUCAUCGUCAACGGCCGCAGGCUCAAUGUCAAAUGGGGAAGGUCCCAGGCAGCAAGAGGAAAAGAAAAGGACAAGGAAGGCACUACAGAAUCGGGGAUAAAGCUGGAGCCAGUUCCAGGACUUCCUGGAGCCCUCCCCCCUCCUCCAGCUGCAGAAGAGGAGGCUUCUGCAAAUUACUUCAAUCUACCUCCAAGUGGCCCUUCAGCCGUGGUGAACAUUGCCCUGCCACCCCCUCCUGGCAUCGCUCCACCGCCACCUCCAGGUUUUGGACCACACAUGUUCCACGCCAUGGGGCCCCCACCUCCCUUCAUGAGAGCCCCAGGCCCCAUCCACUACCCAUCCCAGGAUCCCCAGAGGAUGGGUGCCCACGCAGGAAAGCACAGCAGCCCCUAGCACGUCCUGCCACCCUCAUCCUUGAAGUAAAUGUUAUUUUCUAGUUACCAUGGUAGCACCAUAUGUUGAGCUGUGGGUGAGCUAGAGAUGCCUUAUUUCCCUGCUUGCAGCCACAGGGCAAGCUCAGCUCCGUGUCUCCACUUAUAAUCGGGUUCUUGAUAUGUCCCAGGUCUUUCUAUUAGUGUGGGGGGUGGGUGGGGGACAGACAGAAGGGCU